Molecule: messenger RNA, 414 nt
Organism: Ectocarpus siliculosus
Lineage: Eukaryota; Phaeophyceae; Ectocarpales; Ectocarpaceae
Source: the annotation of a GenBank genome assembly
AUGCAGUCGGAGACGAUGUCGAUGAGACUCGCAAUGAAGCGGUCUUUGUCAGGGCCGGCGGACUCGGGCGACGACGCGGCGGAAGGAUCUGCGGCAGCCGUAGCUUCCCCCGCAGCGCCGGUGGCCAAGAAGAAGAAGAGCAGCACCCCAAAGGCUAAAACGCCCCAGAAAUCAAAGAGUAAGACCCCACGCAAGAAGAAAGCUGCUAGCGGGGGCAAGACCGGGACUUCGAAACGCCGUAAGGGUAACUCGGACGGGGUCGGCGAGGGAGGGUCGGGUGAAGCGGGGUCCGGGAUCAGCGACGACGAUUCCGACGACGACGAGCCUCCGGCGGCGGCGGCCGCGCGGAAGGCGGCGAGGGGGAAGCAGCAGCAGCAGCGUCGGGUCAACGCCGCCGUGGAGGAACUUGUGUGA